GUGGUAGUGUAAUUACAGAGUGUAUAGCAGACCUGCUCCACUCCGUACCAAGCCUGCCACAUCACUAUGGACACAACGGAAUAUAAGACGUCCUUAACCGUUGUUACCCUCUUCAGCGUCCUGUCGAUAUGCUGGUGUGCCCCUCAACGGUUCUGCCAGCCUGGAGACCACAAUUCGGGAAGAUGCAACAACGGUCCAGAUGAAGUCAAACCCGCAGUGUGUUCAGAGAUUAACCUGGGUUACUGCAACGACCUGGACUACUCCAGGACCAUCUUCCCUAACAUCCUAGGUCAGCAGUCUCGUCACGAGGUGGAGUCUGGAGCUGAGUACCUCCUCCUCUCUGUGAUCCACGGUCUCCUCAACGGGGAGUGUUCCCCCGACAUCCGUCUGCUGGGGUGCUCCGUACUCGCCCCACGCUGCCAAGACCUACCCAGCCCCGCACCUGUCAAGUCAUGCCGCAGUGCAUGUGAGGCGGUGAGGAAGGGGUGUGGCCACGCGUUCGAGGGCAUCGACAUGGCGUGGCCUUACUUCCUAGACUGUGACCGAUUCUUCGCCGGCGAACAGGAAGGCUGUCACGACCCGUUGGCCCCGUUAAGAGCUAGACAUGAAGUGGCUUUCUCCAACCUGUCUCCAGACGAACCCUCCACCAUCAUUCAGUUCACGUACCACUCCAACGCCCAGAUGUACAGCGUUCUGAAGAGGACUGCUGCCAAGUGCUCUCACAUCUCCCGCACCUACAGUAUCGGACGCAGCACAGAGGGGAAAGACCUCCUGGCCAUAGAGUUCACAGACAACCCCGGAGGGCAUGAACUGUUGGAACCGGAGAUCAAGCUGGUUGGCAACAUGCAUGGCAAUGAGGUCCUGGGUCGUCAGCUGCUGCUCUACCUGGCACAGUACCUGUGUUCCGAGUAUCUCCUUGGCAACCAGCGUAUCCAGACGCUCGUAAACACCACGCGCAUCCACAUCCUGGCAUCCAUGAACCCCGACGGUUACGAGCUGGCGGCCGCCGAGGUAGAGGAUAGGAACGACCCGGAACAACAACCACACCACAACCAGGAAGGUCACGAGCUCAACGGUUGGACGGUGGGUCGCACCAACGCUCAGAACCUAGACUUGAACCGGAACUUUCCUGACCUUACGUCCAUCCUCUACCGGAAUCGCAGGAUCAAACGGUUCCGCACAGACCACAUCCCCAUCCCAGACUCUUACUGGUUUGGUAAGGUAGCUUCAGAGACCUAUGCAGUGAUGAAGUGGAUCAGGUCUGUGCCAUUUGUCCAGUCUGCGAGCCUCCAUGGUGGAGAGCUGGUGAUCUCCUAUCCCUUUGACUUCUCUAGACACCUCCAUGAAGAGAGGAUGUUCUCCCCUACACCUGAUGAACAGGCAUUUAAGCAGCUGGCCAGGACAUACGCAGACUCUCACGCCAGCAUGGCCGACAACAACACAGACAGAUGUGGAGCGUCCUUCAUCCGGAGCGGAGGCAUCAUCAACGGGGCUCUGUGGUACAGCUUCCCAGGGGGCAUGUCAGACUUUAACUACCUCCACACUAACUGCCUGGAGAUUACGGUGGAGCUGGGCUGUGACAAGUUCCCUUCUGAAGAGGAGCUCUACCCAGAGUGGCUCAGGAACAAGGAGGCCUUGCUCAGUUUCAUGGAGUCGGUCCACAGAGGUAUUAAGGGAGUGGUGAAGGAUGAAGAGGGCUAUGGAAUAAAGGGAGCGUCCGUAUCUGUCAGGGGGAUUCGUAAAGAUGUCACCACAGCGGAGGAAGGUGAUUACUGGAGGUUAAUGAACUCAGGAACACACAUCAUAACAGCAUCAGCUAAAGGUUACUCCAAAGUCAGCAAGAGAAUUUACCUGCCUGCUCACAUGGAAAAAGCUGGGCGGGUCGACUUCGUGCUCAAAAAGGUCCCUGUUCAGCCAGUAGGACCAGACUACCACCUGUUCCUCAGCUCCUCCCUGGACACUUAUGAGCGCUUCGACCCUUACAACCACUUCCAGAGCUACAGCCGCUCCGAGCCGGGAGAACCGAGGGAACCCAGGGAACCGAGGGAACCCAGGGAACCGGGGAUGGGAGGAGAACCGGGGAUGGGAGCAGAGGAGCAGGAGAAGCCGUGGUGGUGGAACUACUUUACUCAGGCAGGAGUCUCUGCUCCCACCUGGCUGCUACGGAACCACUAGAAGACUGGACAGGAGAAAGACUGAAACGGCACACUAUUCCCUUAUUCCCUAUUCCCUUAUUCCCUCACACUAUUCCCUUAUUCCCUAUUCCCUUAUUCCCUCACACUAUUCCCUUAUUUGGUGCACUACAUUUGACCAAAGCCCAAGUGCAUUGUGGGGCGGCAGGGUAGCGUAGUGGUUAUAGUGUAGGAGAGGCAAGAUAGCCUAGUGGUUAGAGCGUUGGACUAGUAGCCGAAAGGUUGC
This is a messenger RNA of Oncorhynchus gorbuscha (pink salmon), 2418 nucleotides long. RefSeq names its product carboxypeptidase Z-like. Lineage: Eukaryota; Metazoa; Chordata; Actinopteri; Salmoniformes; Salmonidae. The record is from RefSeq and is a predicted model, not a curated record. Gene Ontology annotation, molecular function: protein binding; zinc ion binding; metallocarboxypeptidase activity. The coding region runs from base 67 to 2175 and encodes 702 amino acids. Gene Ontology annotation, biological process: proteolysis. The transcript has 16 exons.